This is a messenger RNA of Trypanosoma theileri, 774 nucleotides long. Its product is annotated as putative stress-inducible protein STI1-like. The record is from RefSeq and is a predicted model, not a curated record. Gene Ontology annotation, molecular function: Hsp90 protein binding. NCBI's taxonomy places the organism in Eukaryota, Euglenozoa, Kinetoplastea, Trypanosomatida, Trypanosomatidae. The transcript has a single exon. The coding region runs from base 1 to 774 and encodes 257 amino acids.
AUGUCAGUUGAUGAUCUGAAAUUAAAGGGAAAUGAGGCGUAUAAAGCCAAAGACUAUGAAGCUGCCGUCCAGUGGUAUACUAAAGCUUUGGACAUCAAUCCCAAAUCAGAGGAAUCCGCAUCUGUAUACUCAAACCGGGCAGCCUGUUGGCAGAGCAUGAAUAAUUAUUCAAAAGCACUUGAAGAUGCUGAGCAGUGCAUCAUUGUUAAACCGUCGUGGGUUAAAGGACAUUACAGAAAAGCUCUCGCGCUUCAAUCCAUGAGUAAAUAUGAUGAAGCGCUAAAGGCUUUUCAAGAUGCUUUAAAAAAUGACCCUGGUAAUCAAGAGAUACAGGAAAGAGUGCAGGAUGUGAAUAACACAAUAAGAGAACGUGACAACAAGGCAGAUCCCGCAACCUGUAAGUCUUCUGAUGAGGCCAAGCGCAUUGGUGGUUCUCUUUUUGCGGCAGGUAAGUAUGAUCGAGCUGCGUUAUUUUACUCACGUGCCAUUGAACUUAGUACUGAAAGCAAUAAGGAUCUUGCUAUUUACUACGCAAAUCGUGCGGCCUGUUAUCAGCAAAGACAUGAUUAUCAACUUGUUAUCAGUGAUUGUGAUAAGGCGAUUGAAAUUGAUCCCAGUAAUGUAAAGGCAAUCAUUCGCCGUGCGAUUGCCUACGAAGGCAUUGAAAAAUGGAGUAAAGCUUUGAGUGACUAUAAUCAGGCUAACCAACUUUCUCCAGGAAUGCCUACCGUGUCGCAGGGUGUACUGCGUUGUCAGCGUGCGUUGCGAGGGUAA